Molecule: messenger RNA, 828 nt
Organism: Rhodamnia argentea
Lineage: Eukaryota; Viridiplantae; Streptophyta; Magnoliopsida; Myrtales; Myrtaceae
Exons: 6
Coding region: 107-466 (119 amino acids)
Source: RefSeq, a predicted model, not a curated record
UCUUCAGUCGUCUCUCUUAAUAAAGCAAAACGAAGGCCCCCAGAGAGAGAGAGAGAGAGAGAGAGAGAGAGAGGGCUUUUGCAUUCGCGGUUGCAUCGGAGAGAGGAUGGACGACCAAGAAUUCAAGCGCCUCCUAGAUCUCUUCCCUCUCGUCCGAUCCCGCGACUACUGUGCUGAUGAAGAUUCUUCAGGACAGUCGACCUCUCAGUCAACAAGAGAUAGUUUGGUGAAGGAAUUGCGAGGUCCAUUGGCUGAGGUCGAGGACAGUGAACCAAGGACUGUUAUAGAACAGUCUGAUGCAUUCUGGGGGAAGCUACUAUUGGCUGCUGAGAGGAAGGUCGGUGCUGCUGAGGCGGAGAGGUUUUGCGAAGUCUUUCAACAAGUUCAUAGGAAACUGGUAUAUGAAGAACUGACGUUAGACGCUGCACAGAAAUUCAUAAACUCGUCAAGAAGUCCGAGCGAGUAGCUCCUUCCUGGAUUGAUCUCUUUUAUAUCCGGUCCUUGUACUUAAAGUCGUUAACGUUUCCUCCCUUAUCUUCAGCUUAGUUGUUCUUGUGUACUAUCAUUUCCCAAACCUGUGGAACGGGAGAGCAUAGUUUAAUUAAAGGUAGGCCACUGCACAUUGAACAGAUGAUUGUCUACAAUCAUUUGGGGUUUGCUCGACGGAAGGAGAAAAGACCAGAAUUGGCAACAGCAAGGUUGGUGGUGAGUAAAGGAGCUCCAACUGACCUUGCAAGCGGUUGCUUUGUACCAUGUUAACGUUGGUUAUCUUUGCAUCUUUAAAUCGAUGUACGAUGAAUCCGAGAAAGAGAUGCGGCAAAAUUAUCU